Molecule: messenger RNA, 2985 nt
Organism: Siniperca chuatsi (mandarin fish)
Lineage: Eukaryota; Metazoa; Chordata; Actinopteri; Centrarchiformes; Sinipercidae
Gene: ppp1r8b
Product: protein phosphatase 1, regulatory subunit 8b
Exons: 7
Coding region: 86-1135 (349 amino acids)
Cellular component (GO): nuclear speck
Molecular function (GO): mRNA binding; protein serine/threonine phosphatase inhibitor activity; protein binding
Source: RefSeq, a predicted model, not a curated record
UGUUGGGAUUGUAAGACUACAACUCCCAAUAACCCAAAGUGACGUUUACCCAACAUGCAUCUCAGCUUUGAGAAGAUGAGGCAAGAUGGCGACUAAAAUAAGCAAAGAGAGUCCCCCUCCUUUUGAUUGUCCAACAUGGGCAGGCAAGCCGCCCCCGGGGCUCCAUCUAGACGUGAUGAAGGGAGACAAACUGAUGGAGAAACUGAUCAUUGAUGAAAAGAAGUACUACCUGUUUGGGAGGAACCCUGACUGGUGUGACUUCACCAUCGACCAUCAGUCAUGCUCACGUGUCCACGCUGCCCUGGUCUACCACAAACACCUAAAAAGGGUCUUUCUCAUAGACCUUAACAGCACACAUGGUACUUUCCUCGGACACAUCCGUCUGGAGGCACACAAGCCACAGCAGGUUCCAAUAGACUCUACCAUAUCUUUUGGGGCCUCAACGCGGACCUACACCAUAAGAGAGAAACCCCAAACCCAAGGCACCGCUGGCACAGGAGACAGUAAGACAGGAGAGGAUGAGGAGCUGAAAGGACUGCUUGGGCUUCCAGAGGAAGAGACAGAGCUGGAGAACCUGACAGAGUUCAACACAGCUCACAACAAGCGCAUCUCCCUACUGACCAUUGAGGAGGGCAACCUGGAAAUCCAGAGGCCUAAGCGGAAACGAAGAAACUCCAGGGUUACCUUCAAUGAGGAGGACUCCAUUAUUAACCCAGAGGAUAUAGACCCCUCGGUUGGACGCUUUAGAAAUAUGGUGCAGACUGCUGUCAUCCCCAUCAAGAAACGCAGAUCAGAGGGCCAAAACACUCUGGGUCUUGAUGACCUGACUUCAAAACGCAUCCAUGGCUACAGUUUGGGCGGUGGUCUCUAUGGGGACUUGCCUCCCACCAGUCAUGAGAACCAGCCAACAGGAGCACCAGGAGGUGCUGCUAUGCAGGGAGGGCUCCCUCUGCCCUUCCCCAAUCCAGCACCAGAGGUGGACCUGGCCCCAGAGGCUCCUCAGCCCCCUGUCACCCUCAACCCCACCCCUGUCACAGCUCCCUACCUACCAGAGACCCACAACGAGCCACGCAAAAAGAAGUAUGCUAAAGAAGCUUGGCCGGGCAAGAAACCCACCCCUUCACUACUCAUCUAACCAGUUACUUAAAGCUGCUGACUCUCAGGUUACCAGCAGAUACAUCAGGGACUGUGACCUGGCAGAGGUGAAGUCAUUCACUUCUCAAUUUUCUUUUUUUAUUUGUUCAUCUUCAUCACUCGUCAUCAUCAUUACAAAAAAGCAUCACACAAUUUCCCUGUGGUCUGUCACAAGAUAUCAUCUACAUUACUAAGUCAGCAGUUGAUAAGUUGGCCAGGAAAUGGCAGAAUCUUGUCGAUUGCCAACAAAAGUAACGUAAAUUUACAAGACCUGGCAGUGAGCAUUUGAGCCUCAGAAUGGCAGUUCUAUAUGUUUGUCUGUGAGUGACAGGCUACAUGGAUAUGAUGGGUCAUUGAGUUGUUUUUGAUGUGUUGGAUGUAGAGUUGGAUUUUUUUUCUACUAAACAUGUUUCAACAUUUUUUUUCACUCCUUGGGUAUUUUGAUAAUGCUAAAUAGCAAACGCAUUUUUCAUAUUAGAUAUUUUACUGUGAGAAGUUAGGAAAGCCAGAGAAUCCAGACAUGAAGUCAAUUUCUAUCAAAACACAGGGCUGCUUUUUAUUUUGAAAACCUAUUGAUAUGUGAUUAAACAUUUUACUCACUGAAACAUUUCCGUUACAUGUGUUAGACUGAUAUGACAUCUUGUCUUGUACUUGUCCUACAAGCCACUAGAUGGUGACUUGUGCACAAAGGUCAGAGUUUUUAGGGAGAUUUGGCUGCAGACUUGCAGGUACUAUUGUGUAUGGCCUGUUGCACUAACCAUGGCAUCCCAUGAAAGUGGUGGUGCAAGCUUCUGGUUAUUCAUUUGGAUUUCCCUGCAGAUUAAAGCCAUUUGCCCUGUCCAAACAGUAUGUUGAUCAUAUGUGUCCUUUGGCUUUUUCCAGUAUAUUGAGUUUUAAAUGGUUUGUUGGCCAUUUUUCCCAGCUCCAGUAUACAGUAAAUACAAGGAUUUGUAUGUUGGCAAUAAAUUGCACUGUUAACUAGUGACAGAAUAUAGCAGUAACAAAUACCAACUUUGCUGCAAGAUAAAAAGUUAGUAAAAACAGAAAGGUUUGGAUUCAGUAAGUUUUAAUGGUCAAGUAGCGUGUUAACAUCUUUCACAUGCAAUAGAGUACAAUGACAUUUAUACAGUAUACUGUUCAUAUUUUGUUUGCCCUGAACUGGAUUGAGACAUAGGAACAGUGUCUUUGCACAGCAGCAGAAAAACAUAGCUGUGUCAAACAUGUAAUGAACCAGUGGAACACAGUGUAAUUGGUUUAUACAGUGUAGUCCAAAUGUAAAGGUCCCAUGAAAUGCUUUUAUUACUUUUUUUUAGGGCAGUUUUGCUUUCAUUCAAAGGCAGAUAGUAGAAAGGUGACAGGAAAUGAAGGAAGAUAGAGGGGAAGUGACCUGCAACAGAGGCAGUCAUCUGGAAUCACAACCAGAAUAUUAUGGUCAUAGUAUAUGGUAUGCAUCUUAACCACAAGGCCGCCCCAACAGCUUUUUAUUUCCUUUUUGAAAGAAGUUGUUGUGGGGACAUUAGCUUGAAAGGUGUCAAUUUUACUGUAAACAAAGGGGCUAGCAGUUAUGGUAAGAAAGGUGGGUUAAGUUGAUAUAACAUGCAGAAAGAUCAGAUGACCUUAACGGUUGGACUUGAAGCCCUUGUUGGCAUGAGGUCACCACUAAAAAUGCACUGCUGUCCAGGAAGUUGUUUUCUAGAAGUUCAUUAGCCACUUCAUGGGAUCUUUAAAUAAGUAAAAGGUUGGAGAUCAAAGACAGACGUUUACAAACUGCUGGUGACUUUUUGUCCUUGUGGGCGUGUGGAUUUUGUAAUCAUAUGACUGUAAAUAAAAAAUGAAUUACUUUUGACUCAA